This is a messenger RNA of Aspergillus tanneri, 336 nucleotides long. RefSeq lists its product as uncharacterized. The coding region runs from base 1 to 336 and encodes 111 amino acids. The transcript has a single exon. The record is from RefSeq and is a predicted model, not a curated record. Lineage: Eukaryota; Fungi; Ascomycota; Eurotiomycetes; Eurotiales; Aspergillaceae.
AUGUCCUCGAAGGUCCGCUCCCAGCAACGCAAGAAGAAUGCACGGUCCAUCGACUCCGAGGACCCGUGGAAAGUCGAGACCCCAUUUGGUCCUCCCCGUAUCUCCUAUUUCCCAGGCCGUGGGAUUCGACGCAUCCGCAAUACUCUGUCGAAGCUGUCACCAUCCGCACGCGCCGAGCGGGAGCUGCUCAAGCAGAAGAACAGAUACAAGAUCCCAUUAACCGAGCGAAAUGUGGACACCCUCGUUACCGAGCAGGAGUUCACGGAAGCCUGUUACCCAAACCUGCACAGUCGGGAGUUACAAGUGUCUGCCUGGCUUGAGCGAGUGUCGAACUAA